AAAGGCCCAAUGGCAGAGGACAAUUUCACAAAUGUGAUGGAAUUCAUUCUCCUGGGGUUUUCUGACCUUCCCCACAUCCAAGGGUUUCUCUUUGGGAUCUUCUUAGUCAUCUACCUAAGUAUACUGAUAGGAAAUGGCCUCCUUAUUUUUAUAACAAUUACUAAUCCUGUUCUCCAAACCCCCAUGUACUUUUUCCUUGGGAACUUUUCCUUCUUGGAAAUCUGUUACACAUCUGUCACUCUCCCCAGGAUGCUGGCAGAUCUCUCAUCCCAGCAGAGAACGAUUUCCUUCAUAGGAUGUGCUGUACAAGCUUUGUUCCUUUAUAUUCUGGGGGUGGCAGAGUGCUUGCUCCUGGCUGUGAUGGCUUAUGACCGCUAUGUGGCUAUCUGUAAGCCUCUCUACUAUCCUCUCAUCAUGAAUCGCAGGGUAUGCAUCCAACUGGUUGUGGCUUCCUGGAUGAUUGGAAUCCCAGUAUUGAUAGUGGAGAUAUACGUGAUCUUUUCUCUGAACUUUUGUGGUCCUAACAAAAUCAAUCACAUUUUUUGUGAUGCCCCGCCUUUAUUAAGAUUGGCCUGUGGAAACUUAUACAAGGUAAAGAUCUCUGUCCAAGUUGCUGCUCUGAUGUUCAUCAUAAGUCCUUUUCUGCUGAUACUUACAUCCUAUGUCAAAAUCAUAACUACUAUCCUGAAAUUGCCUUCAACCUCAGGGAGAUCCAAAGCCUUCUCCACUUGUUCUUCUCAUGUUAUGGUUGUAUGUUUAUUUUAUGGGUCUGGAAGUACAGUUUAUUUGGGGCAAAAAGCCAAUCAAUCAGCAGGAUUAGACAAAGCACUUGCUCUUUUCUACACGGCUGUGACCCCAUUGUUUAAUCCUCUGAUUUACAGCCUGAGAAAUAAGGAUGUCAUCGCAGCACUUAGAAAACUACUUCCUAAAUCUCUCAGGUCAUUAAACAAAGAGACAAAUAAAUAA
Messenger RNA from Dromiciops gliroides (monito del monte), 966 nucleotides. RefSeq names its product olfactory receptor 10AG1-like. The coding region runs from base 10 to 966 and encodes 318 amino acids. The record is from RefSeq and is a predicted model, not a curated record. Gene Ontology annotation, cellular component: membrane. Gene Ontology annotation, molecular function: olfactory receptor activity; G protein-coupled receptor activity. Gene Ontology annotation, biological process: G protein-coupled receptor signaling pathway. The transcript has a single exon. Lineage: Eukaryota; Metazoa; Chordata; Mammalia; Microbiotheria; Microbiotheriidae.